Messenger RNA from Guillardia theta CCMP2712, 468 nucleotides. RefSeq lists its product as hypothetical. The record is from RefSeq and is a predicted model, not a curated record. Gene Ontology annotation, cellular component: dynein complex. The transcript has 3 exons. NCBI's taxonomy places the organism in Eukaryota, Cryptophyceae, Pyrenomonadales, Geminigeraceae. Gene Ontology annotation, molecular function: dynein light intermediate chain binding; dynein intermediate chain binding. The coding region runs from base 55 to 348 and encodes 97 amino acids. Gene Ontology annotation, biological process: microtubule-based process.
AUGUCUGAUCCCGCUUCAACCAUCAGAGCUGCAGCAACAUCGGCUGAUGCUCGAAUGGCCAUGAUGUAUCCGCUUGUGAAGACCCAGACUGACAUGAAGGAGGAGAUGAGGAUAGAGGCAGUUGACGCUGUUAUCAGUGCAAUAGAAAAGUUCGGCAACAUGAAGCCUCCCAAGUAUGAUCUUGCAGCAAAGCAAGUGAAGGAAACUAUGGACAAGAAGUUCGCACCCAACUGGUGCUGCGUUAUUGGCGAAGGUUUCGGUGCAGACAUUGUGUACGAGAAGCAAACUCUGUUGUAUAUGUUUUAUGCGGGAAACUUGGCGGUGCUGCUAUUCAAGAAUCCCUUCUAAGACAAUCAAGACGACGGACACACCUCGACACAUUUCGAUUAUAACCUAAACACUGUAAUUGCUCUCUCUUACAUCCUUUACCGUUCUGUAACUGUAAGUGAAUUUUCCUUGGAAACCCCC